Messenger RNA from Maniola jurtina (meadow brown), 1382 nucleotides. It is a transcript of the gene ND-42, whose product is annotated as NADH dehydrogenase [ubiquinone] 1 alpha subcomplex subunit 10, mitochondrial. The coding region runs from base 132 to 1328 and encodes 398 amino acids. The transcript is spliced from 5 exons. Gene Ontology annotation, biological process: mitochondrial electron transport, NADH to ubiquinone. Gene Ontology annotation, cellular component: cytoplasm. The record is from RefSeq and is a predicted model, not a curated record. NCBI's taxonomy places the organism in Eukaryota, Metazoa, Arthropoda, Insecta, Lepidoptera, Nymphalidae.
UACAUACUCUUUGGUUAAACAAAUGUCAAAAUCAUCUGUCAUCAGUGAAAAUAAAUUUUAUGGAGGAGGUGUUAUGUCAUAUCUCUGAAUCGAUUUUUGUUGUUAUGAAUUGAAAGGGCCUACAAAGAAAAAUGGCGACUCUAAUCAGAACUACGAUUGUGAAGGUGAUUCCAGCCCAAAGUGGUAAAAUAGCUGGAUGUGUGGUGGUGCAAAACAGGAGUAUAAUGGGCAAGGCGUUUCGUAGCAGCCUCCCGCCUCCUCCACCGAAGCCCGCGCCCUUUGACUACGUGAAUAAAGAUUAUACUUGGUUACGUAGUUUGACUGACAGAACGACGCAUAGGUUCGACGAAAACACUAAAGUCGUGGUGGUAGAAGGGCCUGUAGCGGCUGGAAAGACGCAGUUUGCGGCCGCCCUCGCUGAGGAUCUCGGUAUGAAGCAUUUUCCGGAAGCCAACAUGGAUAUUCACUAUGUGCGACCGAACGGCAUUGACAUCCGUCAAUUUGACAAAGACAUACCUGAGGACACCAGAACCUUUGACCAUGCUAACUUCAACCGCACUCCGAACCAUCGUCUCGCUGGAAACUUCCAGAUUAUGAUGUAUAUGGCGAGGUACAGCCAGUAUAUUGAUGCGUUGGUUCAUCUCCUAAACACAGGCCAAGGUGUUGUACUAGAAAGGUCUCCGUACUCUGAUUUUGUGUUCCUUGAAGCCAUGUUUUCGCAGAAGUACAUAAGUAAGGGAGUGAAGUCUGUGUAUUAUGAACUGAGGGGACAAACUAUUGAAGAUUUGAUGAGGCCUCACCUGGUGAUCUACCUUGACUUGCCUGUUAAAAAGGUUCAAGAAGCAGUAGCAGCUCGCAAGAAUGACUAUGAAACAUCAGGCAAAGCCCUGACUGAGCCGUUCCUGAUGGAGAUGGAGCGUCAGUACAAGCACAAGUACCUCAGAGACAUCUCCACUCAUGCAGAGCUUCUUGUCUAUGACUGGACCGGAGGUGGUGAAGUUGAAGUGGUGGUAGAAGACAUUGAGCGUCUCAACUUCGAUCAGUACACAGAGCGUGAGGACCCCAAGAUGAAGGACUGGCGUCUGCCGCGCGAGCCGAUGUGGGCCGACCAGCGCGCGCUCUACACCAACAAUAAACACUAUCUCAUGAACCUGUUCAACAUCCCACGCUCUGAUGUGCCCGAACUCAUCACUGAUGCAGAUGAGGGAUAUGCCAGAGAUAAGCUGAUCUACAGCCACCCCGACUUCGAGUUCGUCGAGGGAUACGGCCCCAAGGACGGCGACACCCUCUUCAAGAACAAAGUGCCCAAGUACACGGAAUAUAUUUAAAUCUGAGAUCCUAGUAUAGGUAGAUUGUUGGCUAAUAAUAAAUUAUAAAAAAUA